Molecule: messenger RNA, 1209 nt
Organism: Alternaria ethzedia
Lineage: Eukaryota; Fungi; Ascomycota; Dothideomycetes; Pleosporales; Pleosporaceae
Exons: 1
Coding region: 1-1209 (402 amino acids)
Molecular function (GO): nucleic acid binding
Source: RefSeq, a predicted model, not a curated record
AUGGACGUCGACAUGACAUCCCCAGCUCCUGCAGCCAUCCCCGACACCACCCUCCUCGAUCAAUUCACCUCAAAACCUCGACGCGCUGACAUUUAUACUUACGCGACAUCAAUCCACAUCAAGUCCAAAGCCCAAGCCACAGCCUUUGCGCGCACAAUCCACACGCAGCCUCCAGAUCGCACCCUCGCCAUCUGGAUCAACAGCAGCGUCAGCGGUGACCUGCGCAACGAACCCUGCGCUGUCGCAAUCGGCUACAACUCACCUAAAACUUCUGCCUGGACAGCCCAAGUCACCAUCGCACACUACACCAGCGCAAACGAAGCCAUCCUCUUAUCUAUCGGCGAAGCCCUCCGCAUCGCAGCAACCCCAACGACGACCGAGCACAUCGACCGCGUGCUCGUCUUCUCAGAUGUGCAGCGCGUUCUGAAGAGUAUGAGGAUGGGCCAUCCGUUCGGGUUGGUGAGGGAUAGAUGGCUUGUCGACGAUAUACCCCAUCUCACCAAGCAACUAGCCGAGAAGAGCGUCGAAGUGGAGUUCCACUGGAUUCCUGCGAGUCCCAUGAUGGAACCCCAGCAACGCAUACGUCAGACUUCGCAGCGGUUCAAGAAGCUUGCUUUGGCUGAAUAUCCUGCGGAGUUACUGGAUCGGAGCGUUAGUUUUCCGCCGGUGAGACUGGACGGGGAACUCGUCACGGGAGGUGCGGGAGAAGAUUUCGUGGGUGGUUGGCUGUGUGCUGCGUUCAAGGACGUAAAGGUUCUGCCGCGAAGAGAGCUGAGCCGUGACCUGAGAGUUCAGGCCAGACAGGCUAUUAACCAGAGGAGGAAGGAGAGGAAAGAGAAGGCCAGAGCGAGGAGGAUAAAAGAUAAGACGGAGAGGGAGAUUAGGAAGAUUGAGAAGGAGAUGAGGAAGUUGGUGCGUAAGAAUGGAAUGAAAGUAGAGGAGCAGGAAGUGCUGGGUUUGGCGUGUGACGAUGAGAUGAAAGUGGAGGAGCAGGAAGUUAUGGACUUGGCAGAUGACAGUGAGAUGAAGGUUGAGGGGCAUGAGAUGCUUGAUUUGGCGUAUGAUAGUGAGAUGAAAGCGGAGGAGGGGGAAGUGCUGGGCUUGGCAGAUAAGAGCGUGGCGACUACAUACGAGCUUGUGGGAAAGAUUGAGGAGCAGGAGAGGCAAUGUAUGCUCGUGGAGGAGUUUGAGAAUAUGGAUUUGGUUUGA